AUGGUUGUUGAGAAAAGUGGUAGCAACAAUCAUCACCAAACAUUUGAUCUAUCCAUUGAUCAACAAAUAGAUUCUAAGUUUUUCGACGACGAUGGUCGCGUCAAACGAACCGGCACAUCAUGGACGGCAAGUGCCCAUGUAAUAACAGCUGUGAUAGGAUCUGGAGUGCUGUCUCUAGCUUGGGCUAUAGCUCAGCUUGGAUGGAUUGCUGGUCCUAUUGUCAUGUUUCUCUUUGCUUGGGUUACUUAUUACACCUCCGUUCUUCUCUGUGAAUGUUAUCGUAAUGGCGAUCCCGUCAAUGGCAAGAGAAACUACACUUACAUGGAAGUUGUUCAUUCAAAUCUCGGUGGUUUUCAAGUCCAGUUAUGUGGGCUAAUUCAGUAUCUCAACCUUGUCGGAACUGCAAUUGGAUACACGGUAGCUUCUGCCAUAAGCAUGAUGGCAAUUGUAAGGUCAAAUUGUUUUCAUAGGAGUGGAGGAAAAGAUCCAUGUCAUAUGAACAGCAACGUUUACAUGAUUGCAUUUGGUGCUGUGCAAAUUAUAUUCUCUCAAAUUCCUGAUUUUGAUCAAUUAUGGUGGCUUUCCAUUGUUGCUGCUGUUAUGUCCUUUACAUAUUCCACAAUUGGUCUUGGCCUUGGUAUUGGAAAAGUCAUAGAGAACAAAAAGUUUGCUGGAACCAUUACUGGAGUAAACGAGGUGACAAAAGCUCAGAAAACUUGGGGGAGUUUGCAAGCUCUUGGUGACAUAGCUUUUGCUUACUCAUUCUCCAUGAUUCUUAUUGAAAUUCAGGACACGGUAAAAGCACCACCUCCGUCAGAGUCGAAAACAAUGAAAAAGGCUACAAUAAUCAGUGUUACAGUGACAACAAUUUUCUACAUGCUUUGCGGUUGUUUCGGAUACGCCGCGUUUGGAAAUUCAAGUCCCGGAAAUCUUUUAACCGGUUUUGGAUUCUAUAACCCAUUUUGGCUCCUUGACAUAGCCAAUGCUGCCAUAGUGAUCCACCUUAUUGGUGCAUACCAAGUUUAUUGUCAACCCCUUUUUGCUUUUGUCGAAAAUUACACGGCGAAAAGAUUCCCAGACAGUGAUUUUGUGAACAAGAACAUAAAGAUUCCAAUUCCCGGUUUAAAUAGGUAUAAACUUAACCUUUUUAGAUUGGUUUGGAGGACAGUUUUUGUAAUAGUAGCCACUUUGGUAUCAAUGCUCCUUCCAUUCUUCAAUGAUAUUGUUGGACUUCUUGGUGCAAUUGGAUUUUGGCCUCUAACUGUUUAUUUCCCGGUGGAAAUGUAUAUAGUUCAAAAGAAAAUACCAAAGUGGAGCUCAAAAUGGAUUUGUCUUCAAUUGCUUAGUGGUGCUUGUUUUAUAAUCACUAUAGCUGCUACAAUUGGUUCUAUUGCUGGGAUUACUCUUGAUCUUAAAGUUUUUAAGCCAUUCAAAACUACCUAUUGA
Molecule: messenger RNA, 1446 nt
Organism: Vicia faba (fava bean)
Lineage: Eukaryota; Viridiplantae; Streptophyta; Magnoliopsida; Fabales; Fabaceae
Source: the annotation of a GenBank genome assembly